Molecule: messenger RNA, 3963 nt
Organism: Camelina sativa (false flax)
Lineage: Eukaryota; Viridiplantae; Streptophyta; Magnoliopsida; Brassicales; Brassicaceae
Product: ASI1-immunoprecipitated protein 2
Biological process (GO): negative regulation of transcription elongation by RNA polymerase II
Molecular function (GO): histone reader activity
Source: RefSeq, a predicted model, not a curated record
UAGAGAGACUAGAGAGAGAGAGAUCCUUGGGGCUUUGGUGGUGGCUAUUUAAUAGCAGCUCUCUCUCUCUCUCUCUCUCUCAUUUCAUUAUCUGGGAAAAAGCGAGAGAGAUUCCAUAGAAUCGAACUUUUAGGGCCACGCCAGAGCGAGAGAGAGAAAUUAGGAAUCGAAUCUGGAGAUUUUAUUAGAGGAACUUUACUUAGGGUUUGUGAUAUUCGUAGUGCGAUAAUCAAGGGAAUGUUGGAUUAGAAAUCAAUUUUGCGAGAGUCGUGCUCAUCAAUUUUGUUAUUAAUGGCUGAUAGAAGACUUGGUUAUCGCUCCAUGAGUCGCAGAGGUCGUCCUAAAAUGCAGUCUGGAACUUGUAAUGUCUGCUCUGCUCCUUGUUCAUCUUGUAUGCACCGUAAUGCGGGCUUUACUGGUUCAAAGUCGGAUGAGUCAUCAUCAGAUGAAAAUUCCCAUGGUGUACUGGCGAGCGAGUGUUCUUUCAACGAGCGUUCUUAUGGGGUUAAUGCUCUCGGCAACACUGCAAGUGAAGCGAGGAAUCUGGUUAAUUCCAAUCAUGAUACUUCUUCAUCUGAGAAUGCUGAGAGUAAGGAAAUUAUAAGAUCUUCUGAUAGAUCCCAUGGCUCACUUUUAGAUGGGUCUCGCAAAGAUCAAGAUUCCAUGAAGUUGGAUACAUGUAAUGACCAUAAGGCCAAAAACAUUCUAGGUCAGGGAAAAGUCAAGGAAAAGUCAGGAGCAAAGAGUAACAAAGACAACAAGAACAAUUCUUUAAUUGAGAGUUCUACGCGUUCAGGACCAAUGGUUAGGAAGUCGGGAGAAAAUGUUCCCUCCAAUAAGGCAGACGAGUCGAACACAUCAGCCAUGUCUGAGAGUGAGAGUGAGGGUGUUGAUUCUGAAAUGCUGGAACUUGAUGUAAAAGUAUGUGAUACUUGCGGAGAUGCGGGUCGUGAAGAUUUACUUGCUAUCUGCAGCAGAUGCAGUGAUGGUGCAGAACACACCUAUUGCAUGCGAGUAAUGCUUAAAAAAGUUCCUAAGGGUGAUUGGCUUUGUGAAGAAUGCAAGUUUGCUGAGGAAGCAGAAAAGAAGAAGCUAGAAACCAAGGCAAAAAGAGAAAGUGCAGUAAAUUUGAAUACACAAAGCUCCAGCAAAAGGCACAUGGACAAAUUUGAGGCAGCUCCAGAUUCUAAAAGAUUGGCGGUUGAGGCUCCAACAGGGUCACCCAAGAGAUCUGUUCUUCCCAGAUCGUCCGCUUUAUCCCGAGAAACGUCAUUUAAGGGAUUAGAGAAGCCAACGAGAAAGCUAGCUCAUCACUCAUCUUUCAACAGCCACUCCAGUGAUGACUCAGAAAGCACACGAUCUCCUGACUCGCAGCUACGGUCCCCUAAAGGUUCAUUUUUCAAGUCCAAUUCGUUUAAUUCUUCGAGCUCUAGACCAAAAGUGAGAACAGUGGAUGAUGUUAUGCUUCCCCGACAGAAGACUGGGAAAGACAAUUCUUCUCUUGAUUUAAAAGAAGGAUUUUCUAGAAAUGUAGGCAAAUCAAUGUCAAGUAGAUGUAUAGACGUAGGGAGCUCUAGUUGUUAUGACUCAAAAGUUAAUGGUACAAAGCAACUGAAAGAUCGGAGCAUAGAAGCUAACCCUUCAGCAUCCACAAUCGAUCAGAAACUAAUUUCACGUGGCCGUUCGUCCAGUUCAUAUGCAAAAAGUCCCCGUGAUUUGAAGGAUUUGGAGUCUGAUGGUCAACAAGGUAGCUUGACAAAGCAAGCCAGACAUCUAAGUCGAAAUCGUCUAGAAGAUAUAGUUGCUUCUGUGGGAGAUUCAUCUACGAAUGAAAAGUGCAGUUCAAGUGAAGCGAAAUGUAAAAAUGAACUGGCAAAUGUAGAUGGUUUACUCCGGCCUAGGGAAGUCAGAGAGGCGGGGGAGAAAAGCAAAGAUGCUGCUGGUAAUCACCAAACGCUAAAUAUUAGAGAGGAUAUUAAUAAGGGCAAUAGGUUGCGAGCAGCGGUUGAUGCUGCUUUGCGUAAAAAACCCAACUUUGGCAAAAGCAGAGGGUUGGAGCAAUCUGAUUUGCCUUCAGUGUCUAAUGUGGAUUCUGGUUGUGAUAAGGCUUUAAGAAAUAUGUCGUCAAAGGUGCCGGUCAUAAGGGACUGGCCUGUGGGAUUCAAAGGAUUGCCAGGAGGGCAUCCAAAUUUAGGGACAGACAAGCAGACAAUUGCAGUAAAUGGAACGCAGUCACUCCCUGGUGCUGAUGCAAUGGCUGCUUCCCUAUCUGUUGUACCCGAAGUUCAUGUUCCUUCUAUAAAACCUGUCAUGAGAGAUUUUCCUGUUGCUGCCCCAGCUGUUCUGUCGACAACCUCAGCCAUCCCAGAGCCUGAGUACAUUUGGCAAGGAGACUUGGAGGUCGAGAAAAGCAGAAAUUUAUCAAGAAUGCAUAACGGAAUGCAAGCAUACCUUUCAACCUUAGCAUCACCUAAGGUUGUUGAAGUGGUGAACCAAUUUCCUGUAAUACUUACCUUGAAUGAAGUACCCAGGCUCAGUGCAUGGCCUGCACAAUUUCAAGAUCUAGGUGCUAAGGAACAGCAUGUGGCUCUUUUCUUCUUUGCCAAGGACAUUGAGAGUUAUGAGAAAAAUUAUAAGCCCUUGGUAGACAACAUGAUCCAGAAAGAUUUGGCCCUAAAGGGAAACCUCGAGGGUGUUGAGCUUUUGGUUUUUGCCUCCAACCAGCUUCCUCGGGAUUGCCAGCGCUGGAACAUGUUAUAUUUCCUUUGGGGUGUAUUCCGAGGAAGAAAUCAGAGUUGCUCUAAUCCACUCAAGAGCACACCUCUUCCGGCGUCUUGUGUUUUGCCAAAUAUGGGGAAAGCUUCUUCUUCUCGUGAGACUUUUCACCAUGAGAAUCCAAGCAACAGAGAGUCUUUGACUGAUCGCACAUCGAGCAGAAUGCAAUUGUGCAUGGAGGAAGAGAAUGCGAAAGAGGGUAAAGUGUGCAGUGCCAUUCAAAAUGAGAAGGCAUUAUCUGUAUCAUAUAAAGAUUGCGGAGCGGAUGAAGAAACCGAGGAAGGAGAGAUAGGUCCUAGUCCACACUUGAAGGAUGAGAAGACGUCAGGGCCUAGGACAGUGAAUUCCUCGGAUAUGAACCAGAAAGUGGAUUUGGAUGAUCUCAAUAAAGAAAGGUUGUGUGACGGUCCAUUGAAUAAAAAGCUGAAGACAGUUACAGGAGUAGAAACUGGAUGUAGCAUUUUCAGGAGGGAUACAUUUGGCAAUGAAUUUGCUUCAAGAAAAUCUUGUGCUGGUCCCUGCGAGGAGGAGAAAAAGAUCAUCAAUAAGAAUCCUGAUGCAACGGAAAGGAUUGUGUUCCCUUUAGUUCUGAAUGAUGAUGAUGAAAUGAUAGACAGUAAUCCCAGAGCACUUGGCAGUGACAACAACAACAAAUGGAGAAAGAAAACUACACCGAGCAUGACCACGAUGACAGGAGUUGUAUUGCCUUCCGUGGCUGGUACAACCUCCAUUGAAGAACACAGAAGUAGCAGUAGUCAAAAGCCACAAGAUAAGAUGGUGAAUCAAGAAGGUGAUGCAGCAUCUCUCUCGCUCUCAUUGUCCUUGUCAUCCAUAGAAAAGGAACGACAACAACAACAACAACAGCAACAGCAGAAUCAGAGAUCAGUGUCUAGAUGGGAACACAGGAAGAAGCAGAAUGUGAAUACUCCUAUGUGACUUAGCUGACAAAUCCUCAUAUGGAAACUUAUCUUAGAAAAUAACCACGAAAGUUGUCUUUUAUUUUGGUCCUUUGGUAUCAUGAAGAAGACCCAACUCACAGCUUUGUUGUACAUAUAAAAGCGAUGGGCAAAAAAAAACAGAUGACAAGAUGUUAGCGUUGGUUGACUUGACUGAUCUGCUUAACCUGACUAGUGACUACUACUGUAUUUCUAAUUUUUCUCGUAGUGGCAUAAAUUAGCAAAUCACAAA